This is a messenger RNA of Diabrotica balteata, 678 nucleotides long. The record is from the annotation of a GenBank genome assembly. NCBI's taxonomy places the organism in Eukaryota, Metazoa, Arthropoda, Insecta, Coleoptera, Chrysomelidae.
AUGGAAAAAAAGAGAAUUAAUUAUACUCCAGAUGAAAACAAAUUACUUAUUCAUCUAGUACAGGUAAACAAAGAUAUCAUAGAAAAUAAAUCCACUAAUGCUGUGAGCAAUAAGGAAAAAGAUGAAGCGUGGAAACAUAUCACAAUACAAUUUAACGAAAAGCUAACACAUGUUCACCGAGAUGAAUCUUCUUUGAGGAAGCAGUGGUCAAACAUUAAGCAAGACUGCAGAAAGAAGGCUGCAGAAUCACGACGGCAGUUGUAUAAGACGGGAGGGGGACCUCCAGCUCCAGAGGCAAAAGAUAUAGAGGAGACAAUUAUUUUAGAAGUUAUUAAUACCAAAACAAUAUCUGGUCUUGACAAUGAGAACGACUGUGACCCUUUGUCUCAAUCAUCUACAAACACAUAUAUGGCAAGUGACAAUGACCCAGAAUAUAACCAAAACCAUAAUAUAAGUGGUGUGGAAGAACUUGUGGUAGAAGAACCCAAUGUAGAAGACAGCAGUAUUCAGAAGAGAAGGGCAAACCGGCAGUGGGUCCAAAAAAGGAGACCAGUAAAAAGGAAUUGUGCUGUAGAAGAGGCUAAAGUUAAAAUUAACACGUACGAUAUCAGUUAUAUCGAUAAAGGAUUUUAUAUUUCACAUAUAUCUUCUCCGUGCCUAGAUAACCGAUUCGGUUAA